UCUUGCUGAAAUCGAAAUUAAAUCAGUCAGACACUUGUUGUCGGACACAUCAGACGAGAAGGAAGUUCUGAAAAGCUUUGGUUUUGUCCUACAUGUUGGAUGUCGUCUAAAUUUAACACGAAUAGUAUCUAAAAUAUGUAAAAACUUUUUUAGAUCAUUAGAAAAGUAUUAAAUCUUUUUCGGUGUCAUACAAAUUUUUAAUUCGAGGCUGAAAGUGUUUGCCAAAGUGUCAAUUAUAAAAUCGUGUAUGUUUUCAAUAUUUAAUUUGUCUUUAUAGUACCGAAUUAACAUAGUGCAAGACAUCCAUCUUCAAAUCUGAGCUAAAUUCUUAACAUUUUUAGUGGUGUAACACAGUGAUAGAUAUUUUCGAAUACCGGCUAACCUUCGCGGUUGUAUUGCAACCCAUUGAAUUAAUCAUUCACGAGACUUAAACGUGAGUGCUGUAAGCGAGUACAACACGGUGAAGCUUGUACGACUGAUUGCUUAACAUUAUUGCCGUGGCACUUGUCUGAAAGAAUCCACCAAAAUGACAACAUCAAAAGAAAAACAGCUAGAAGCAUCCUCAAAUGGGUCGACACAACAACAAAAUCCUGUUGAACGAUAUAAAGCCAUUGACCAUGAACUCGGUAUCAAAAUCGACCCCAAAGAUCAAGCCAGAAGGGAGUCCCUUGUUGAAGCUGUCACACAUGGUAUUACCACCAGCCAUCCAACAUCCUAUGGGGAAACAAUGAUGCAUCUUUUCAAAGGCAACAUUGGUACUGGGAUGUUUGCAUUGGGAGAUGCUUUCAAGAAUGCUGGUGUGAUUACCGCCCCAAUAUUGACUUUCGCAUUAGCCGUGGUCAGUGUGCAUUGCCAGCAUGUACUUUUAACUUGCUCGAGGAAAAUGCAAGAGGCGAAUAAAAUCAAUUUCUUGCCAGAUUUUGCUGAAACAGUAGAAUUGUGCUUCCAAAAUGGUCCGCCUAAAUUACGGAGUUGGGCUCCUUGGAUGAAGACAGUGGUUAACAUAUUUAUAUGUGUUACACAGUUGGGUUUCUGCUGUAUAUACUUCGUAUUUAUUUCCACGAACUUGAAGCAGGUUCUCGAUUAUUACGAUUUGAACAUAGACGUCCAAAUAGUAAUGGUUAUAGCAUUUUUACCAAUUUUACUUCCUUCGCUUAUAACAAACCUUAAAUACCUCGCUCCAAUAUCAGCAUUAGCUAAUGUAUUUCUAGCUAUAGGAGUUGUCAUCACAAUGUAUUAUGCUUUCAAGGAUGGCCUGCCAAGUCCUUCUGAACGGGCAUAUUACACUCCCUGGAAUCAAUUAGCUCUAUUCUUUGGAACAGCCAUAUUUGCAUUCGAAGGCAUUGCGUUGGUGCUACCACUAAAAAAUGCUAUGCGGGAACCAAAUAAAUUUGAUCGUCCUUUGGGAGUGUUAAACGUGGGAAUGUCCUUUGUCGUUACCCUCUUUAUUUUCGUUGGUUUUUUCGGAUAUUUGAAAUGGGGAGAAAAUGUUUGCGGUAGUUUAACACUGAACUUGGAUGUUGACGAUUGGCUUGCUCGAUUAGUUAAAAUAGCAGUAUCAUUGGGAGUGCUUUUCGGAUAUCCACUGCAAUUCUUUGUAGCUAUCCAAAUCACCUGGCCGUCUGUUUCCAAGGCAAUCAGAGGGCACAAGCAUCCAGUAUUAAAACAAAUGAUUUUUAGAACAGUGAUGGUUCUUCUUACAUUUGCCAUUGCCGAAUUAGUUCCAAAAUUGAACCUAUUUAUUUCAAUGAUUGGUGCUGUUUGCUCAACUGCCUUAGCUCUUGUCUUCCCACCUGUGAUUGAGAUGAUUUUAUCAUGGGGAAAUAUUUCUAAAGGUCCUAAUGGUUGGAUGUUACUGAAAAAUACAUGCAUACUUUUGGUAGCAUUAUUGGGUUUCAGCACUGGCGGCUUUGAAAGUAUAUCAUCCCUUGUUAAUGAACUUGUUUUCGACACAGCAAGUAAUUCAACUUGUGAAGCAGCCAGUUAACUAGCUCCUUCUUCUGUGAAUUAUAUAUAACAAAUUUUAAAGUAUCUGAAAUGAUACCUAGUAAUAAGACGAAUGACGUGAUACGUGAUCUUAGAAUUUAAAAUAAAUAUGUUUUUAUAAGUUUGUUAUUAUGUAAAUAUAUUGAAAAGUAUUCUAGUAUCACUAAUAUUAUUUUAACAUUAAAUGUAAGUUGAUUAUAUUUAAUUGAUUUAUCAAUUAAGAAUUUUUUGUAUUACCUGCAAAAUAAAUAAUUAAAAUAAAAUCUUAGCAGAACUACACCUC
This is a messenger RNA of Hermetia illucens (black soldier fly), 2269 nucleotides long. RefSeq names its product proton-coupled amino acid transporter 1. Gene Ontology annotation, biological process: amino acid transmembrane transport. The transcript has 6 exons. The record is from RefSeq and is a predicted model, not a curated record. The coding region runs from base 527 to 1987 and encodes 486 amino acids. Gene Ontology annotation, cellular component: vacuolar membrane. NCBI's taxonomy places the organism in Eukaryota, Metazoa, Arthropoda, Insecta, Diptera, Stratiomyidae. Gene Ontology annotation, molecular function: amino acid transmembrane transporter activity.